This is a messenger RNA of Hyaloscypha bicolor E, 273 nucleotides long. RefSeq names its product ankyrin. Gene Ontology annotation, molecular function: protein binding. NCBI's taxonomy places the organism in Eukaryota, Fungi, Ascomycota, Leotiomycetes, Helotiales, Hyaloscyphaceae. The transcript has a single exon. The record is from RefSeq and is a predicted model, not a curated record. The annotation marks the transcript as partial.
UGUGGUACUGCUCUCCAUAUUGCUGCAAUGCUUGGGUUAGAGGAAUUAACCAAAUUGCUGGUUGCAGCAAGUGCUGAUGUUGAUGCGAAAGGAGGAGUAUACUGCACCGCACUUCAAGCUGCUAUUGCACGAGGGCAUAAAAUCAUCGCAUUGUUCUUGCUCGACCACGGUGCAGAUGUAAACAUUCAAGGAGGGAUUCAUGGAAAUGCACUACAAGCAGCAUAUGACAGGUCGGAUUGUCUGAUGAUUAAAUUGCUCUUAUUGUCUGGUGCG